This is a messenger RNA of Lepidothrix coronata (blue-crowned manakin), 1464 nucleotides long. RefSeq names its product solute carrier family 25 member 19 (gene SLC25A19). Gene Ontology annotation, biological process: thiamine pyrophosphate transmembrane transport. The record is from RefSeq and is a predicted model, not a curated record. The transcript is spliced from 6 exons. Gene Ontology annotation, cellular component: mitochondrial inner membrane. Gene Ontology annotation, molecular function: thiamine transmembrane transporter activity. Lineage: Eukaryota; Metazoa; Chordata; Aves; Passeriformes; Pipridae. Bases 97 to 879 code for a protein of 260 amino acids.
GUGCGGGGGGGGAGGCUGUGGACUCGGUGCGGGACGGAGCCGCGUGUGUGAGGAGGGCUCACAGCCCCUUCCCCCUGCCCAGGACACCCGGCAGGCAUGGUGGGCUACGACCCCGAGGCCAAGUGCGUGUCCACGGUGGAAGCGGCCGCAGCAGGGUCGGCGUCCGGCUUGGUCACUCGGGUCCUGAUCAGCCCCUUGGAUGUCCUCAAGAUCCGCUUUCAGCUCCAGAUCGAGCAGCUCUCCUCCAGAAACCCCACGGCCAAGUACCACGGCAUCCUGCAAGCUGUGCAGCGCAUCUUCCGGGAGGAGGGCCUGGGAGCCUUCUGGAAGGGCCAUGUUCCCGCUCAGUUCCUCUCAGUUGGCUACGGAGCUGUUCAGUUCAUGGCGUUUGAGAGCCUGACAGAGCUGGUGCACAACGUCACCUCGUACAGCGCCCGCGGCUCCUUCGUGCACCUGGUCUGCGGGGGCCUGGCUGCCUGCACAGCCACCGUGGCAGUGCAGCCCGUGGACACCCUGCGCACCCGCUUCGCUGCUCAGGGAGAGCCCAAGAUCUAUCCCAACCUUCGCCAUGCAAUAGUGACCAUGUACCAGACGGAAGGGCCUCGGACUUUCUACAGAGGUUUGACCCCCACACUCAUUGCUAUCUUCCCAUAUGCUGGUCUCCAGUUCUUCUUCUACAACAUCCUGCAGCAGUUUUCGGAAUGGGCGAUUCCAGCUGAAGGAAAGAAAGGAGGCAACAUUAAAAACCUUGUCUGUGGCAGCUGUGCUGGGAUCAUCAGCAAAACCCUCACGUACCCUUUGGACGUGGUCAAGAAGCGACUGCAAGUGGGUGGCUUUGAGCACGGUCGGGCAGCCUUUGGGCAGAUUCCUUGGAUCUGAGAAAGAAAUCAGUCUGUACCCUAAGAAACUCUGGGAUAAGAAUUUGAAGUCUUAACUGAUUGCAUUGGAUGCUUUUCCUCUUCCUGCAAAGUACAGAAUUUGUUCUUAGCACUGAUGUGUCACAGGAUGUUAAAACUGCACAGUAUGACACAAUGACAUGCAGACAGCUAAUUUGGAAACUUUGAAGUCCUGUAGAUGUGUUUUCUUUCUGUCAAAAAACUCAUAAGUUGUCCCUUCUUAAAGAGUGACGGGGAUGGAAAACAGUAGCAGCACAAUCUAAAAUAAUCUGAAAUAAACUUCACAAACUUGUAAACUUGUGCCAUAAAAUUAAAGUCAUGCUGUUGUUGCACAGAAAUGUUACAGUUAGAAUGAUCUGCAUAAGCCAUUGCUGGUGCUAAAUGUGUACUUUUCCUCCAUCCUGCUCUCUCUGAACUGCCUCUCUGAAACUUUCACGUAGUUAUAAUAGUAGCCAGAAAAGCAUUUCCAGGCUGCAUGUUGAGAUUAUGCUUCUGUGCUAUAGUUUGGAGAUCUUUGUGCUGUUUUCCAGUCGUCCUGGAGUUCUCUUGUUUAAUCUUGUUGCCGUUU